AUGUACAGUGUCCAAGGAGACUCCAAAGAAGCUCCGCCUUCGUAUUCCGAAACAGAUCCUUUGAGUACAGGAUCAUCUCAUACUAAUAGCUCUGCUACCCAGCAACAACAGCAACAACAGCAGCAGCAACAGCAGCAACACGACCACCUCCAUCAGCCAGAGGUUGUUUUUUAUGGUAAACUACCACGCAAAUCCAGACACGAAAGGAAAUACGAAAGGAAAUAUGAAAAGACUGCCAGGUGGAACAACAUGAGAGAGUCGAUGUUUGCCGGUAACGGCUAUACACCUGUUCACACGCGAAGUAACGGAAUUAUCCAUAACUUGGUGUAUAUGGGAGUCAAUUAUGCGGGCAAGAAGAUCUCCGACCACAAAGCCAAAGAAUUGCUUCCUGGAGACCCUAGAUUGGGUGGAGUGAAAUGUCCAAAAUGCCAAGGGUCCGGGCUUAGAGAAGGCGACCUGGUUUGCAUCACCUGUAAUGGACUCGGAAGAGUUGGAACCAAUCAGACACUUUAA
This is a messenger RNA of Ogataea philodendri, 513 nucleotides long. RefSeq lists its product as uncharacterized. The coding region runs from base 1 to 513 and encodes 170 amino acids. The record is from RefSeq and is a predicted model, not a curated record. Lineage: Eukaryota; Fungi; Ascomycota; Pichiomycetes; Pichiales; Pichiaceae. The transcript has a single exon.